Phytophthora nicotianae INRA-310 is the source of this 192-nucleotide messenger RNA. RefSeq lists its product as hypothetical. The record is from RefSeq and is a predicted model, not a curated record. Bases 1 to 192 code for a protein of 63 amino acids. Lineage: Eukaryota; Oomycota; Peronosporomycetes; Peronosporales; Peronosporaceae. The transcript is spliced from 2 exons.
AUGCGUGCCGUGUACUUACGCGCAAAACUAGCACCACGCGUACUAAGUAGUGCUGCAAGUGUUGACCGCUCGGAGUUGCUGGACCAUGUGGAGUUUCAAGAAAAAAGACUGAGAGCGAUGAGUCGGCGAGAGCAAAUGCCGGAUCCUCCCCAACAAGCCAAACGUAACGCUCAGAUGCUCGCACAAAAGUAA